This is a messenger RNA of Rhodamnia argentea, 2846 nucleotides long. RefSeq lists its product as uncharacterized. Gene Ontology annotation, biological process: regulation of telomere maintenance. The transcript is spliced from 13 exons. NCBI's taxonomy places the organism in Eukaryota, Viridiplantae, Streptophyta, Magnoliopsida, Myrtales, Myrtaceae. The record is from RefSeq and is a predicted model, not a curated record. Gene Ontology annotation, cellular component: nucleus. The coding region runs from base 186 to 2669 and encodes 827 amino acids.
UCUGUCGGCAUCUGGUUGCAUCCGGAACAAGGACGCUGGAGUCUUUCUUCUUCGUCCUCGCCAGACCAGAAGCCCCGGUCUUCUUCGCGCUUCGGCUUCUCUCGGAAACCCUAAGCUCUCUUUCUCUCUCAAGAAGAAGAAGAAGAAGAAGUCAUCUAGGCAAAUACCCUCACUCUACCCCGAGGAUGGAUCAGAAUCACCAUGGAUGGCGUCCCGUGCCAGGUCAAGGUAACAUCUGCCCAGUUUGCUCCGUCCCACAUUUCCCAUUCUGCCCUUCGCCUCCCGUUUUCAAUCCAAGCCCCAGGUUUCCCUCCGCCCACCCCGACCAUCACCUCAACGGGUACCGACCCGUUGCUCCACAUUACGCUCAGGGGUUCGGUGAUCCGAGAAACCAGUGGCACGGAUACCCCAAUUACGGUAGAGAUGAUCUCGGACAGUACCCGAAUGAGUUUCGCCAAGAUGGUUUCGGGCCGAGGCCUAACGGUUAUGGCGGUGCCAAUGGGUUUGUUGGCGAGGGUGAAAGGAGCUACAAGAAGAUGAGAGUGGCGGAGUCGAGUGAUCCAAGUUUAAGUGGUUAUGCCAAUGGGAAUCAGGAUGUUUUUUCUAGGGCUUCGUUUGAUGACGAGCGUCGAUUGAAGCUGAUUCGGGAUCAUGGGGCUGUGGUGGGUGGGCCGCCUUCUGGAGUGAACGCAGGGUAUGGUUUUGAUAAUAGCAGGGAUGGGACAAGCGAAUUGGCCGUGAAAAAAAUGCAGAAGAGCUAUGGUAAUGGGAAUGUCCCGUUUGUUUUUGGAGAAGCCGACAGUGAACAGCAAUACUAUCUGCAGAAAAGUGCAAAUGAGUAUCAGGCCGAAGUUCCAGGCAUGAAGAGAAUGUAUAGUGGCCAGAGUGGUGGUGUUUCAAGGGACGAUUAUGGUCGUAACUAUCAGCCACCACAUCAACCUCAUGCAAUUCAAUCAGGGCAGGUGCAAAAUAACUUGACACAUGCUGAUAUAAGAGACGCUAACCAGCCAUAUCAUGCCAAUCAUGGUCCAGUUGGGUAUCAGAGUUUCCCUGGGAUGGCUCCAUAUGGUGCUCCGAGUUUAGGUGCAGGAGGAGGUUACUCACUGCAUCCUGCCGGGCUCGGCAUGAAUGUCGCUCGCCCUCCUCUCCCUCCAUCUCCUCCGCCACCCCUGCCGCUUGAUCCACUGGGUUACAGUUCAUUAGAACAGAAGGCACAUUCACCAUUGCCAUUGGCACCGCCUAGUUCUCUUUUUCCCUUGCCUUCGAGCUCUUCUAGAGUGUCUCCUCCGUAUCCUCCAGCACCUGGAAAUCACCACCUUCGGCAAAACUAUUACCGUGGUGGACAAACUCCAAUUGUGUCUGCUGGCUUUGUCCCAGAGGAAUAUAAGGCCAUGCAAGGGAACUCAUUGAGGCAGUAUGCUGGGCAGGGUCCACAGCUUUCAUCACAGCAAUUGCCUUUGCAGAAGCCAAAAAUUGUCGAUGCUUCCCAUAUUUUUAAGCCACCUCAUAAAAUUGGUCGACCUGAUCAUUUUGUCAUAAUUCUUAGAGGGUUUCCGGGAAGUGGAAAGAGUUACUUAGCCAAGAUGCUACGGGACCUUGAGGUUGAAAAUGGUGGUAGUGCUCCACGAAUUUAUGCUAUCGAUGAUUAUUUCAUGACCGAAGUCGAAAAGAGUGAUGAGAAUGGAGCUUCGAAGUCUUCGGCUGCAAUCAAAGGCAAGAAGACAGCUGUUAAAAAAGUGAUGGAGUAUUGUUAUGAACCUGAAAUGGAGGAGGCUUACCGGUCAAGCAUGCUGAAAGCAUACAAAAAGACCGUUGAGGAGGGAAAUUUCAACUUUGUAAUUGUGGAUGACCGCAAUCUGCGGGUUGCUGAUUUUGCUCAAUUUUGGGCAAUUGGGAAGACAUCAGGCUAUGAAGUUUACAUUUUAGAAGCAGGAUACAAGGACCCGGAGGGCUGUGCUGCUAGGAAUGUCCAUGGUUUUACCCUUGAUGACAUACAAAAGAUGAGAGGACAGUGGGAAGAAGCUCCAGCCUUAUAUUGGCAACUGGAUGUUAAGUCAUUAUUCCGUGGAGAUGAUCUCAAGGAAAGUGGGAUUCAAGAGGUGGACAUGGAUAUGGGGGAUGACCAUGAUGAGAGUCUACCCGCAGUAGAUGGAAAAAAAUUAGAGAAUCCCAAGGGACCUCCUCCUGAUGGUGAUGCAACAAAUGAAGAUUUCUCCAAAGUUGGGGAGAUAGGGGAUGGAGGAGGAGACCAUAUAACAGAAGUUAGAGAAUUAGGUAGGAGUAAGUGGUCAGAGAACCUAGAAGAACAUGAAAAUGACGAAAAGGUCGAAAGGCAAACCAGCGCAUCUGCUCUUUCUGGCUUGGUUCAAACAUAUGGCAAGGGAGGAAAAUCUGUACGCUGGGGAGACCAGGCUGGCAAUACUGGGUUCUUGAUCGGUGCUGCAAAGAAGGCAAAUGUAUUGUCUUUGGUGAUUGGAUCGGGUGCUGGAUACAACUUGAAGUCGAACCCGUUGCCUGAAGACGAUAAUUUGAUGGCAAGCCAUAGAGGUGAACUGAAGAGACAGAGGAGCACAUUCCAGGAGCGAAUUAGGGCGGAACGUGAGUCAUUCAAAGUAGUAUUUGACAGGAGACGUCAUCGGAUCGGUGGGCUUGAUUUGGAGGAGGAAUAGAGAACAAUGGAACUACUUAAGCCCCUGAAUUCUUAUGUUGCCUCUUUGCUAGGCAGUAACUUAGUGGCAUUUGUUGUAGAUUAGUAACACUGUAACUUGGCUUGCCCUGAAUUUUUUCGCUGUAGCAGGGGAAGUCCUCGCUCAAAAUUGAUGAAGUAAAUAUUUUCUCCUCCCUAA